UUUUGGCGGCUACUCACAUGAUGAUGGGUGUUUUGUCUUCAGGCAAAGAUAGUACUUUAAAUCUAUGUAAUACUGCCGUGUGUAAGGAUCACAUCAAUAUUGUGGGACCCAUUAAAAAUAAUGAAUGUACUUAGAAUAACAUGAUAAUUAACUUAGUUCUAAUAAACCAAGUAGAUGAACCCAAUGGUUCAUUCCGAACUGAGUAAAUCGAGUUUGUAUUUUGAUAUCUUUUAUUUAAAUUAAAAUUUUAAAUAAAAGUAAAAUAAAAAAUAAAACCUUAUUACCCAUCGAUAAAACUCAAUCUUCCAGUGUAAGCUAGAGAAAAUAGUUUCUUGUGUCUACAUAGGGAGUGACCAUUCAUACCACCUUGCUGGUGUGGCAGUUCCAAGUACUUGUCCGAAGAUGACGAAGACAAAGUAUCUGGAGAUCGAAGAGUGAUAUCGUUUCAGCAGCUCUGGAGAUGGAUAUCGAAGGAGAAGCAACUUACUUUGAAAGUGACGAGGGAGGCCAAAACAUGAAUGAGACACUGGAGAAUGUGAGUUGCACAUGUGCAUGUUGUGGAAGCAGUAGAUAUUGUGGUGUUCUAACAAUAGAGGACAUAAGGAACCACUCAUGGAUGACAGCUGAUGCAGCAUAUGAGUGCUAUGUUAGUUAUGCUAAAAGUGUUGGGUUUGGAGUCCGUAAGGGAGAUGCUGCUCGUGGCAAAGAUGGGAAUUAUACAAGGCGACGGUUCUUUUGCAACAAGGCAGGAUACAGAGAGGAGAAAUACUACAACAAUUCGAAUAGGAAGAGGGAGCACAAGGCAGAGACUCGAACUGGUUGUGAGGCAAAGCUGUCCAUUUACCUUGAUGAAAGUUCUUCAGUUUGGAGGGUUAGGAAACUAGUCGAGGAGCAUAAUCAUGAGUUAAUACCACAAUGCCUUGUCCACCUAAUUCCAAAUCAUCGUCGUUUGACCGAUGCAAACAAAGCUCAGACUGACACAAUGAUCAUGCAUGGACUCCCUACUUCUCAAAUUAUGGGAUAUCUAGUUGGACAAGCAGGUGGGUAUCAUAGAGUUGGCUUUUCAAAGAAAGAUUUGGAUAAUUAUAUAGAAAGAAGUAGACGGGCAAGGAUUAUUGGUGGCGAUUCAAAUGCUACCAUAGGAUACUUGAGUGGCAAGGCUGAUCUAGACCCGAUGGCGAUGGCACGCUAUAGUUCUACCCCUGAAGAUAGAUUGGGCAACUUAUUUUGGGCAGAUGGAAUGUCCAAGGCUGAUUACCAGUUGUUUGGCGACGUCCUAGCAUUUGAUACCACGUACCGAAAGAACAAGUAUAAAAAGCCACUGGUGAUAUUUUCUGGUAGUAAUCACCAUAGGCAAACUUGCAUUUUUGGUUUCGCUGUGUUAGAGGAUGAAUCAGGACCGACUUACACAUGGUUGUUGAAGAACUUUCUGGAUGUUAUGCUGGGUAAAUCUCCUACUGUUGUGGUAACGGAUGGAGAUGAAGGCAUGAAAGAGGGUAUUGCAAAUGCAUUCCCUAAUGCAACCCAUAGAUUAUGCGGUUGGCACCUUCAAAAAAAUGCAACGUCUAACAUCAAAGAUCCAACAUUUUGUGCAGAAUUUAAAAAGUGCAUGUAUGGCAAGUGGCAUCCCGAUGAGUUCGAGCUCCGUUGGGCUAAGAUGGUAGAUACUUUUGGUCUGCAAAAUAAUGAAUGGGUUAACAUUCAAUAUGCUAGGAAGAAAAACUGGGCUAGCUCUUACUUGAUGGACAAAUUUUGUGCUGAGUUUAGGACUACCUCACGAUGUGAGGGCAUCAACAAUUAUGUGAAAACUUUCAUUAACUCUUGUCAUUGUCUGUUGGACUUGGUGACUAAUCUUGAAGGGAGGAUUUGGGAUUAG
Arachis ipaensis is the source of this 1876-nucleotide messenger RNA. Its product is annotated as protein FAR1-RELATED SEQUENCE 5-like. The record is from RefSeq and is a predicted model, not a curated record. Gene Ontology annotation, biological process: DNA transposition. NCBI's taxonomy places the organism in Eukaryota, Viridiplantae, Streptophyta, Magnoliopsida, Fabales, Fabaceae. Gene Ontology annotation, molecular function: DNA binding; transposase activity.